UAGUUAAUCAAGCAGAAUUACGAUGUUGUUUACGUUGAUAUAAUUAUCGUAGUUUUUCGAAAGUACGUAUAUCGACGUACUUUAUCAUUCCCAAAUUUAGGACAACUUAUAAUAAACAAAAAGUCAAUUUGACUUGCCUAUAGAUCUUCGAGAACAACUUUAUAAGUUUACUAGUGAAAGUUGUUGACUAAAGUUACUGAUGUGGGUCAGUCAACUUGCGGCGUCGGACUUUGAUUGCGCUGCGUUGGAGUUAUAUUUUGAAGUCACUAUCCCGAUAACAAGAAACUGAUUACGUUUUCCUUUUGUUAAUCAUAUAAUCAUUUAAUCAUCUCUCUGUGUGUCUGUCUUUAUCAUAAAAUUUUAAACCAUAGUAACAGAUAAAAUUCUAAUGUCAUAAAACUUCGAUAAAAACUUUGACUUUGUACCCCGAUUUGAAUAGCCGCAGUUCUAAAGUCCUCGGCGCUAAGUGAAGUGGUUUGGCAAGUUAUUUAAUAAAGAUAGAAAAAUGGCGAAGGACCAAGGAGUUGAUGAACAGUUAAAGUUGUAUCUACCAGACCUGCCUAAAGGUCCUUUGGACAGAUACCGGGAAAAAGCGACUUUCGACUGGCGACGCAUGAAACUGGCUUAUGACAACUUAAACACAUUAAAAUUGAAACAUGACAUUUGGAGUUUUAUGGAGAGUCAUCCACUGUUCAAACACACUGAAGCAACUCGAGUUUUGGAUGAAGAGAGGAAUAUUGCCACAAAGCGGAUGUACACAAUCUAUAAUGAACAGUUUUUGCGCUUUGAAAAGAUCGCCGAAGACCCUAAAACAUUCCAAGCUGAAAGCGAAGCCUUAUUCAUGUUCGACAGUUCCCUAGCAGUGAAAGUAUCCCUGACCUUCAGGAUGUUCAGUAAUGCUAUCCAGGGCAACGGGAAGAGCCAUCACUACCCCAUUAUCGAAGAUGUGGAGAAAGCCAAGAUUGGCGGCUGUUUCGCCUUAACUGAGGUGUCCCACGGGUCCAAUGCUAAGGGAAUGAGGACCACAGCCACUUAUAUCCCGGAGAAGAGACAGUUUGUCAUGCAUAGUGCUGACUUUGAGGCUGCUAAGUGCUGGGUUGGGUCGUUAGGAAAAUGCGCAACUCACGCGAUUGUUUACGCCAUGUUGAUAUCGAAAGGGAAGAACCAUGGUCUUCAUACGUUCGUCGUUCCUAUCAGAGACCCCAAAACUUUGAAACCAUACCCUGGGGUCAUUGUGGGUGACCUUGGAGAGAAAAUUGGACUCAAUGGAGUUGAUAAUGGUUUUGUCAUGUUCAAUAACUACCACCUGCCUAAGGAGGCAGCAUUGGACAAGUUGGGUGGAGUCGACGAUAAUGGGGAUUACAAAACACCAUUUAGAGAUCCUAACAAGAGGUUCGGAGCAGCCCUAGGAAUCUUAUCAGGUGGUCGAGUCCACAUUACAGCUAUAUCCACUUACUACCUGCAGAAAGCCAUCGUCAUUGCCAUCAGGUACUCCGCAGUGAGGAAGCAGUUCGGCCCUGAGAAUGCUAAAGAGGAAACUCCAGUCUUGGAGUACCAGCAACAACAAAUCCGUCUCCUACCGUACUUGGCAGCCACGUACGCUAUGAAGAUAUUCUCCGUGUGGCUCAGUUGUCUACACAUCAACAUGACUAUCAGCAGCUAUGUCGGUGAAGAUCCGAAUGCGGCGGCUCGUGGUAUAGAGUUGCACGCGUUGUCGUCGGCCGUGAAGCCAUUGUUCGGCUGGACCUCGAGGGACGGCAUACAGAACUGCAGGGAGGCCUGCGGGGGACACGGGUACUUGAAAGCGGCGGCUAUCGGCGACCUGCGCAACGACAACGACGCGAACUGUACGUACGAGGGGGAGAACAGCCUGCUGCUGCAGCAGGCCAGCAACUGGCUGCUCGCCGUCUGGCCGCGCCGGGAUCGACUACAGCCGGCCGACUCCCCGCUCGGCUCGCUAAGCCUCCUACAAGACGCCGACCAGCUUCUCCGAGAAAAAUGCUCCUGGAACACCGUCCAGGAAUUCACGGAGCCAGCUAAUUUGAUCCACGCAUACAAAUGGCUGACAGCGUUCAUGCUGAAAAUGACAGCGGAGAAGGUGGCACUACUGAAGAGCAAGGGCAAAGACAACUUCUCAGCCAAGAACGAGUCACAGUCUUAUAACGCGGUCACUCUAUCUAUGGUCUAUGGAGAGAACUACGUACUGAACAAUUUCUAUAAAGCUGCGCAGGAGUUUGACGACGUUAACUGUCGCGCCGUCUUACUCAAGUUGGUGGCUUUGUACGGAGCCUUCCUAUUGGAGAAACAUUUGGCCACGCUUUACAUUGGCGGUUACCUGACGGGGGAGCAAGGGUUAUGUCUCCGCGACGGUAUCCUACAGCUUUGUGCCCAGCUGACUCCUGAGGCUGUCUCUCUCGUCGACUCCCUAGCGCCUCCAGACUUCUGCCUCAAGUCCGUACUUGGAAUGUCCGACGGAGAAGCGUACAAACACAUCCAAUCCAGUGUGAUGACGUACCCGGGAUCAAUGACCCGGCCCGAGUGGUGGCGCGACGUAGUCUACUGGCAGUCCUACGCACCCUCCAAGCUGUAAACUACCCUAUUCACCGAGCAAUAAAGACGAGAAUCAACUGUGCAUAAUAAUUUAGUCACAAUAUUUUUAUUGAUUUUAAUGUUGGUGUAAGAUUUUCUAGAAUAAUGAAAAAGCAUAAUUUUGAAGAUAGAAUAUUGCUUAUAUCGAACCUUUAAGGU
Molecule: messenger RNA, 2748 nt
Organism: Spodoptera exigua (beet armyworm)
Lineage: Eukaryota; Metazoa; Arthropoda; Insecta; Lepidoptera; Noctuidae
Source: the annotation of a GenBank genome assembly